Messenger RNA from Cucurbita moschata (crookneck pumpkin), 1505 nucleotides. RefSeq names its product transcriptional regulator STERILE APETALA-like. The record is from RefSeq and is a predicted model, not a curated record. Gene Ontology annotation, cellular component: preribosome, large subunit precursor. The transcript has 2 exons. Gene Ontology annotation, molecular function: protein binding. Bases 1 to 1326 code for a protein of 441 amino acids. Lineage: Eukaryota; Viridiplantae; Streptophyta; Magnoliopsida; Cucurbitales; Cucurbitaceae.
AUGUCUUCCUCCUCCUCCGGCGGCGGCCGACGGCGGAGGCCUCGAGGGGAUUUUGACACUCCUUCUUCUUCCCGCCGCCGCGCCGCCAAUGGGGUUUGGCCGGAGCCAUUUAUAGAAGCACUUGCUACUCAAGUUGCCAUUGAUGCCUCUCGCUCCCUCGGCAGAAUCCACGCCGCCGCCGCUCUUUCUAAUGUCUUCCAGGUUUGCUCCAUGUGGCGUGCUGUGUCUCGGUCGGAGCUGUUGUGGCGUCGUUUGACUACUCAGAUUUGGGGUCGGAGCUUUCGUCUGCUCGACACGUGGCGUGAUGAAUACGUCUAUUGGCAUACUACGGCGUGUAACUUUUGGAGACGUAGAUAUCUUCAUACGAUCCUCCAAUUCGAUCAAUCUGAUGUGGAUGAGCCUGCUGGUUUGAUGUGUCGUUGUCUUGCCCUCUCGUUGCAUUACCUGGCAUGUGGAUUUGCUGACGGUACUGUUCGCCUUUUCGACCUUACCACGCGUCUCCAUGUCGCGACGUUUCAUCCUCACCAUCGUGAUCGUCUUGGCUUAUUCUCGCGUGCUGUCUCUGGCAUUGUCAUCACCGAUGCGUGCCUCGUGUUUGCCAGCGUGGAUGGUGAUGUCCAUGUUGGAAUCAUAGCUGCAGCCAUGAAUGGUGUAUCACCGACACGUCGGGUAUGCGAAGGGAAUGUGAUGAACGACGGUGUGUUGGUGGAUUUCGCUGGAUGUGACCGGUGGUGGGUUGGUCUUUACGCAGGCGUACCUGGUCGGACGUUCCACGUAUGGGAUGGAAACACGGAGGAGCUCGUGUUUGUUGGCGGGUCACUGACGGACCCAGAAGCUGUGACAGGAUGGCACAUGCUGACAGAGCCAACCGAGCCAGUGGGUCGAGUACGCGUGUCGAACCAGGAAUCGGCAGUGGCGUGCACUAGGCUACAGCUAAUGGUACUAGACUUGAGAGAUCAAGAAGUGGUAUUAAACGAGGAAAAUGGGGAGGUGAGGAUAGUAACGUCGAUGGAUGUGAGCAACGAGAGGUACAUUGUGGUGGACGGAGAAGGGGUGGGAAUAGUAAGAAGAGUGGACACAAUGGAGGAAGUUUGUAGGUUCUUAGUGAGCGGGGCGGGUCAGAGAGGGGCCAUGGGAUGCAUCAACAUGGGUUAUGCAGUGAUGAACUCGAGCGGGGCGAUGAAAGUUUGGGAAAUCGAGCAUGGACAGUUUCUGUACAGGUUUAGGGAGAGGGUCGGGGCAGCCACGGCCAUGGUCGCCAACGACCGGUACGUGGCGGCGUCGGGGUUCGACAGAAGGUUACAUUUGUGGGAUUUUGGUGCAUAACUUAACAAUGGUAGCAGGAGAAGUAUAUUGGGAGGUCUUUUUUGGGGGGUUUGUGUACAGUAUGGAGGAAGAAGGAGUUGGGAUUUGUAGCAGUGGGUGGGUGGGAGUGUUGUGAUGUUCUUCCUUUUUUGUUGGGGUUUAGGAGAAGGGGAGAGUUUAUGGGCGAUUUAGAUUAUUAU